Epinephelus lanceolatus (giant grouper) is the source of this 818-nucleotide messenger RNA. RefSeq names its product alcohol dehydrogenase class-3 chain L. Gene Ontology annotation, cellular component: cytosol. Gene Ontology annotation, biological process: formaldehyde catabolic process. The record is from RefSeq and is a predicted model, not a curated record. NCBI's taxonomy places the organism in Eukaryota, Metazoa, Chordata, Actinopteri, Perciformes, Serranidae. Gene Ontology annotation, molecular function: zinc ion binding; S-(hydroxymethyl)glutathione dehydrogenase [NAD(P)+] activity; alcohol dehydrogenase (NAD+) activity.
CCACAGCUCAUGCAGGCAGCACCCGUCUUUGUGAUUGGUCUAAACUCUGAUAAGACCUGCACUUUCAGCUAACCUUGUGAGCGAGAGUCCGGUUGUGAAACAACAUGGCAACUGCAGGGAAGGUCAUCCGGUGUAAAGCUGCAGUAGCAUGGGAGGCUGGAAAACCUCUGGCCAUGGAGGAGGUGGAGGUGGCACCUCCUAAAGAUGGGGAAGUUCGCCUCAAGAUUGUGGCCACAGGGAUCUGUCACACUGACUCCUACACACUAAGCGGCUCCGACCCUGAGGGAGUUUUCCCUGUAGUGCUGGGCCACGAGGGAGCUGGCAUUGUGGAGAGCGUUGGAAAGGGAAUCACCAAAUUUCAACCAGGGGACACAGUCAUACCCUUGUAUGUCCCACAGUGUGGAGAGUGCAAGUUCUGUAAGAAUCCAAAAACCAACUUGUGUCAAAAGAUCAGGCUCACUCAGGGCAAAGGCUUGAUGCCAGAUGGGACAACCCGUUUCUCCUGCAAGGGCAAGAGCCUCUUCCACUUCAUGGGCUGCAGCACAUUCUCUGAGUACACUGUCGUGGCUGAGAUCUCCCUGGCUAAAGUGGACAACAGGGCUCCUCUCGACAAGGUGUGUCUGCUGGGCUGUGGCAUCACCACUGGUUAUGGAGCUGCACUAAACACUGCCAAGGUGAGUCUGCUGCCUCUAAUGUCACGGUGUGCAGACCAAGUGGUGCAUCAGUUGUCCCAAUGGGUGGUCUUAGACAAACUUGCAGAUGGAGACACUGGAUAUGGAGGUCCUAAACUGGUGUGGCUACAUGUGGUCUGCAGGUGA